Anisakis simplex (herring worm) is the source of this 819-nucleotide messenger RNA. NCBI's taxonomy places the organism in Eukaryota, Metazoa, Nematoda, Chromadorea, Rhabditida, Anisakidae. The record is from the annotation of a GenBank genome assembly.
AUGGAUCGAAGAGGUCCCGGAAGUUCAGUGUCUUCAUGCCCGUCACCAGCCAGGAGACAAGUAUUUCCAGCAUGUGCCAUUGAAGCCCUUGAACAGGUAACGAAAAUAUGCGGUCAACAAACGCAAAAAUGGCGUGGUCCGGCUGGUGCGACAGCCGUUCGAAAUAACGAACUGCAGCAUUUGUUGGAUAAUGAUUUAUUUUUCGUGUCGGCUCGUCGAAGGGACUUGAAAUUGAAUCCGAAUCAACAAUUUCAAUUGCUUGCCUUGUUGUGUGAAUAUUUUAAUGAACGAAGUUCCGAACCUCGUGGUCAUCAGUAUUACUAUUUCGAAGUGAUAUUUUGUGGAAGAGAAGGCGAAGGUUUGCUGCAUGAUAUAAGAAUAUCAGUCCUAAUGAAUCUGUGUUCUUUAUCGAUCCAGUACCCGUGCUAUUCGUUGCUGAAUCAUGUCUCACAAUGGCUUCAUAAAAUCGGAAGUGGAAAAUCUUACGCUCAACAAAUCAUAAAUCUCCUCGUUGAUCACUUCAUAAUGUCACCAUCAGAUUGGAAUUUGCAUGAACAUUUACUGCCACUCGCUGAUGAAGUACCCGAAUUUGUAUCCUAUUUUGUGGCCUACUCAGUAACGAAAACAACAAUUCGAACGGCGCUAAUUGACGUUCUAGCACAUUGGCUAACUGGUGCGCAAUCGAAUAGAAUUAUCACGUUUAUCAAAGAAACACCUACAAUCACGAAAUAUUUCGCUAAUAACACAUUCUGGUUGUUGGUUUUGUAUGACUGCACGAGUAGUUUUGGUAGUAAAAGUGUUCUACACGGAAUAACAACU